GCGUGGAGGCUGGCCAAACAAAACGAUGUCGCCAUUCAAAAACUCCCGAACCCAGAACGCCUGAGCGCCAUUUUGUAACUUCGUUCUUCUUCCUGCUCUGCUUCUUCAAUCUCUGAAAAAGCCCUAAAACCUUUACUGGAAACCCUAGAAAUUAGUGCUUGGAAUGGACAUGCAGAGGCGCGUGGCGGUGUGCACUGAGAACGAGGGCCUUGUGGCGUACAUGUGGAGCAAGAGGCAGGAGCUUGCGGAGAAGCCCAAAGGGAUCUCCGAGAACGUUGACAUGACUCUUUCAAAGGCUUACUCCAAUAUGUGCAACUCCAAAACCCCAAUCAAGUCCCUCAAAGACCUCUCUCAGAUCAAGGGUGUGGGCAAAUGGAUCCUAAGACUUAUGCAAGGGUUUUUUGAGACUGGUUCAGGUGCUUCUGAACCAGAAGACUUAUCUAAAGAAGGUAAGAGAAGGAAAGGAACCAAACGUUAUGUACCACAAAAGAAUUCCGUUGCAUAUGCCUUGUUGAUAGCCCUGUACAGGGGGAUUGCAAAUGGGAAUGAAUUUAUGCGUAAACAGGAGCUAAUUGAUGCAGCUGAAGCAAGUGGACUUUCUCGGGUGCCAAUUGCGCCAGAAAAGGGAAAAGGAAAACCGGGGCAAUUUGGAAGUUCUCCAAAGGAUUGGUAUAGUGGGUGGAACUGCAUGAAGACAUUGAUAACCAAGGGAUUAGUUGUUAAAUCGAGUUGCCCUGCAAAGUACAUGCUAACCCAAGAAGGUCAGGAAGUAGCACAUGACUGUCUCAUGAGAUCUGGUUUGGCUGAUCCAGCUGAUAGCUUGGCUAAUACAGAAGGCUUUUCUGAUAAGGGGGCACAUGGUAUGCCAAAUCUGGAUUUGGUUCAACUUGACGUGGAUAUAGAUGUGAUGCCCGCAUCUAGGGGUUUAAGUCAGCAGAAGAAAUUACCGAUAAAAAAAAGUCAGCAGAAGAAAUCAAUUGAUGUGCCAUUUGAAUCACUUGAGAGGUUUAUGCGCAUGGGAUACUCUAAGGAUCAAGUUCUUAGUGCUUUCACUGAAGUUUCCAAGAGUUCUCAGACGAAGGAGAUCUCAUCACUCUGGCCAGCAGUUUUGUGUCGUCUUCGAGAGGACCAAGUUUAUGGUCACAGACAUGUUGUUGGAAGUGAGAGUAGACUGACAGAUCAUUCUCAAGAUGACGGUGGGCAUAUGCCAGAAUUAUAUUCUAAUAACACAGCACCAAACUCUUCUACCUUGAGAGAAUUAUAUUCUAAUAACACAGCACCAAACUCUUCUACCUUGAGAGCUUGCUCAUCAUCUUCAUGUGAUCGUCCUGUGCAAAAGUCAAGGAUGGAUGGUUUAAAAGGAAAUAUGAAUGUUUUAAGCAUGCCACCUCUGAGCUUUGGUGAGAGAUUUGAGGAUGCAUAUGAAGUGACCUUGAUAUUGGAUGAUCGAGAGCAGUUUGCCACUCAGGGUAACUAUAUAUUGGGUUUUAGCUCGCGGUCGAGGAGAAUUAUCGAGAAUAUAUGUAGUCAAUUCAGAAUCAAAAUAGAGGUUAGACGGUUACCAGUUGGAGAUGGAAUCUGGAUAGCUCGCCAUAAAUAUGUUGACAGUGAAUACGUACUUGAUUUUAUUGUUGAAAGGAAGAAUGUUGAUGAUUUACGCUGUUCCAUCAGGGAUAAUCGAUAUAGGGACCAAAAACUGAGGCUUUUGAGGUGUGGACUUAAGAAGCUGAUAUAUCUUGUGGAGGGGGACCCAAAUUCUUCCGAAGCUGCCGAAAGCAUCAAAACAGCUUGUUUUACUACAGAGAUUCUGGAGGGAUUUGAUGUGCAGCGAACAACUGGUUUGGCUGAUACUCUAAAGAAGUAUGGUUAUCUUACCCAAGCAAUAUCUCACUACUAUAACUCAGUGUUGCCUGAGGACUGCACUAAGGGCGCAGGAGUAUGCCCUCCUUAUGAUGAGUUUGUCAAAAGGUGCCAAGACCUGGAUAAAGUUACAGUCAGCGAUGUGUUUGCAAUUCAACUCAUGCAGGUCCCACAAGUUACAGAGGAUGUCGCCAUUGCUGUUUUGGAUUUGUACCCAACACUUCUAUCUCUUGCCCGUGCCUACUCUCUUCUUGAGGGCGACCAAAGUGCACAAGAGGAGAUGCUUAGCAGACAGAGUAAAGAUGUGAUCAGUUUAGUUGCUAGUAAGAAUAUAUUCUACUUAGUCUGGGGCAACUGAGUGUUUUAAUCCCCUUGAACUAACAAGGCUUCAUGGAUCCUGAAGAUUGUGUAUUUCAUGAAGCAAAAGCAAUCUGCUUCAAACUUCGAAGAGAUUUUGCAAUAUGCAAUGUAAAUAAGAGAUAGAUUGUGUACUGUGUAGGGUUUGCUGAAGAGUUUCUUAUGUUGAGCAGUGUUCUGUUUAAAUGUUAGGACUUAGACGUUAUUUCACAUUUUCUAUUGAAAUGCUCAGAAAAGAUAGGCCAAUCAAUCUUAUUCUCUAA
Molecule: messenger RNA, 2480 nt
Organism: Carya illinoinensis
Lineage: Eukaryota; Viridiplantae; Streptophyta; Magnoliopsida; Fagales; Juglandaceae
Product: crossover junction endonuclease MUS81
Exons: 15
Coding region: 164-2218 (684 amino acids)
Biological process (GO): mitotic intra-S DNA damage checkpoint signaling; DNA catabolic process; resolution of meiotic recombination intermediates
Cellular component (GO): Holliday junction resolvase complex; nucleus
Molecular function (GO): DNA binding; 3'-flap endonuclease activity; crossover junction DNA endonuclease activity
Source: RefSeq, a predicted model, not a curated record